Molecule: messenger RNA, 2270 nt
Organism: Drosophila sulfurigaster albostrigata
Lineage: Eukaryota; Metazoa; Arthropoda; Insecta; Diptera; Drosophilidae
Gene: asrij
Product: OCIA domain-containing protein 1
Exons: 3
Coding region: 95-889 (264 amino acids)
Cellular component (GO): endosome
Source: RefSeq, a predicted model, not a curated record
UAUGGUAUAUUUUGAAAUUUCAAGUACGGUCACGCUGCCGAAAUCGCCGGCUGCUGCAAUUUCGUGAAACUUUUAGAAAUUUUAAUCAUUUAUCAUGGAUUUGCCAUUAAACGAUGGAAAUAGGCAACAACCUCCACCCAAUCAGCAUCCACUGGCAGACUACAACUUCAGUCCCGAUGAAUUGAAAGCGUUACGUGAAUGCAACCAGGAAUCAUUUGUCCAGCGAUCGCUACCCUUCGGCACGGGAUUGGGACUGCUGGCCUAUUUUGGCGUUAAGAAUGGUUACAUUCAGGGCAAUGGCAAAUACGGAGCUGUGCCGAAAGUGGUUCUGGGUGUCAUUCUCGGCUACUUUGUGGGAAAGUUCAGUUAUCAGCAGAAAUGUGCUGAGAAGAUAAUGCGAUUGCCCAAUUCACGAUUGGGUGAAAUAUUGCGACAACGCAGACAAGGCGGUGGUGUCAUCAGCACCAUUACACCAGAUGAGAAUCUGGGCAGGGCAUUCACUCUGGCUCCCUUCACCCCCAGCUCCGCUGAUGUCUACACUGAUGAGGGAUUCCAGCCGUCUCGAAAUACAGCUUUGAAUUUGGACACGGACUCGCGACCAUCGCUGUCCGGUCUAGACGACAUCUAUAGACCCACUCUGGACUCUGCCAGCACUUUGGUGGACACGGAGUUGCCAUUGGAACCGGCCAAGCCAGGUGAAUCCUACGAGGAUCUGCGCAAAAAGAAUCGCGACGAGUACUUAAAGCGUCAGCAGAGUCCCUACUCCCGGUCAUAUGAAGCACCAGCCCAGCAGCCGCAGCGUGCAAUUGUCGAGUUGCCUCCUCAGGAUCAAAAUGUUCCAAUUGCAACUGGCAAGAAGAAUAAAUACGGUGAUUCCUGGACAGAUUAAAGAGCCAAAAAUCAUUCAAGUGCAGUUUGUUAAUAUUUAUUCGCUUGUUGAAUACAAAACGUAUGUAGUAAAAAAUUUUUCAAGGAUUAGUCGUGUGUUAUGUGUAUCAAUUAAAAUGUCUAGCUUUUGUGAUGUUCCAUCGUGAUGUAAGCUUAGGAUAUGAUCCUGUAAAAUCCACUCUACAAUUUGCCCACUUCGUGCAAAUAGGCGCCCAGCAGUUUAGUCUAAAAAAGGAAUUUUUUAGGCAUCAGUAUAGCAAAAAAUUUGUAGAAUUCGUGCAUCUUACUCCUUCAAUGUAGUUGUAGAUAUCGAUCUUCUCGUUUUGCGAGUGAGCGCCAUCAUCGCAUGCACCGACGGGCACCAGAAUGACGUUCUUGCCUGUGGCCUCUUGCAGGGUCAGAGUCACUGGAAUGGAGCCGCCCUCGCGGGUCAUGUCAGGUUCGACAUUGAAGACAUGUUUUACCGCACGCUUGGCGGCCUCGUAGUGUGGAUGGUUGGGAUCCUCAGUCCAGGGUUUGCCAGCGGACAACAUGACAACCUACAGUUAAAUAUAGUCAGUAAAACAAUACUUGGGAAUAAUUAUAAAAGGAUUCAAGACCUUAAUCUGGUUCGGAGAGCCACGCUCGGCCCACUUGUCGUUGAUGUACUUGACAACGCAUUCCUCAAUGUGCUUGGGAUCCUGGUUGGGCACCAAGCGAAUCGAGAACUUGCCAAUGACCUUCUUGGGUAUGACAGUCUUAGCUCCAGGCUCGUAGAAAGCACCUUCGAUGCCGUGAAUCGAGAGACUGGGAUAACGCCAUCUGGCCUGCAGCAGGCGGGUCUUGUCGCUGUUGUGGGGCAGGUGUUCGGUGCCAACGUCUUUCCUAAAAGAGAACGAGCGCAAGCAUGAGAUUAGUAAAGAGCAAAUAAUUUAUAAUGCCACUCUAUGAUUAGAUUAAGCAACUAACUUGUAUUCGUCCACUUCAAAGUCGAUGUUUUUGUAGAUUUCUUCCUCGUUCUUCAAUUGGGGAGCAACCUGAAGAAAAAUUAAAUCAUGAGACCUUAGCAACAUGCAAUACAAAGCAUGACUAAGUUGCACUUACAUCACGAUUGACACCAGGAAUGAGAAUGUUGGUGUCCUUAUCAACCAGAGUGCUCAAAAUGUAGCAGAGAUCAGGCAUUGCCUCGUGCACGGUGCCGCCAAAGACGCCGCUGUGCAGAUCCUUCUUGGCGCACUCGAUCUCCACCUGGAAGUAGGCAAGACCACGCAGUCCAUAUGUGAGGCAGGGACGCUUCUUGCCCAGCCAAUAGUUGUCGGAGAUGCACACAAAGUCCACAUCGGACAGGAAGUCAUCCUUGCGUGCCAUCAACAACUCAUCCAAUCCCUCGCUGCCGCUCUCCU